UGUUUGUAUUUUUUUCUCUUUAGUUCUCAGGGUGUCACAAUUAGUCUGAAUACCACAUCUGGCAUGGUGACAUCAUUCGAGCUGUCUGACAACACUAAUGACCAGUCUGGAGAACAGGAAUCCGAGUAUGAACAAGGAGAGGAUGAACUUGUUUAUCACAAGUCCGAUGGCUCUGAAUUAUAUGCGCACGAGUACCCAGAAGAAGGACAGUAUGAAGGCCAUGAUGCGGAGCUGGCAGGAGAGCACAUUGAGUAUGUGGACGAGCCCGAGGAGGGGCAGCUGUACAGUGACGAGGUGUUAGACAUCGAGAUCAAUGAGCCUCUGGAUGAAUUCACAGGAGGCAUGGAAACUCUGGAACUGCAGAAGGAUGUAAAAGAAGAAUCAGAUGAAGAAGAUGAUGAUGAUGAAGAAUCUGGACGGUUACGUUUCAAAACCGAAAGGAAAGAAGGAACAAUUAUUAGGCUCUCAGAUGUAACGAGAGAGAGAAGAAACAUUCCAGAAACUCUGGAGCUUUCCGCAGAAGCCAAAGCCGCCUUGCUUGAAUUUGAAGAAAGAGAGCGACAGCAUAAACAGGGACGCUAUGGUUCAAGGCGGGGAGGAAGGAGAGGAGGCUCCAUGAUGUGUCGCGGAAUGGGAGACCAGAGAAGAGAGAACAGUGAGAGGGGGAGAGCCAAGGACCACAGACCUGCUCUGCUUGCCACGCAGCCGCCCGUGGUGACACACUCCCCAAGAUUAAUCCCUCCUCCACAGCCUCAGCCUCCACCCCCGCCGCCUCAGCAGCAGCCAAUCCGAAGCCUGUUCCAGCAGCAGCUGCAGCCCCUGCUUCCCCUACAGCACCCGCACCUGCCCUCGCCCCCCCAAGGAGUGCACGUGCCACCCCAGAUCGAGGCCCCACGGGUGAUGAUGACCCCUCCUCCCGCGAGCCCACAGCAGCCCAAGAACAUACACAUAAACCCCCACUUCAAAGGGGCAGUGGUGACGCCCGUGCAAGUGCCCUUGCUGCCGGCCCCUAGCCAGCCGAGACCUGCCGUGGGACCCCAGAGAUUCCCGGGCCCCCCAGAGUUCCCGCAGCACGCGCCUGGGCCUGUCCCCAGCAGCUUCAGCCAGCCCCCGCGACUUCCUCUUCAGGACCAGUGGAGGGCCCCGCCCCCGCCCCAGGAGCGAGACCCUUUCUUCUUGGGAGUUUCAGGUGAAGCAAGGUUCCCGAGUCACCUCUUUUUGGAACAACGAAGCCCCCCUCCACCGCCGCCUCCCCCUACGCUUCUUAGCAGUAGUCACCCCGUGCCUGCUCCCAGCCCUUUACCGUUCUCUCAGCCCGGACCAGCGUUCAGUCAGCAAGGACAGCAGCCGGUGUUCCCGAGAGAGAGGCCUGUACGGCCAGCCCUCCAGCCGCCGGGCCCAGUGGGGAUCCUUCACUUCAGCCAGCCAGGCUCAGCAGCCACGCGGCCUUUCAUUCCUCCCCGUCAGCCCUUUCUGCCUGGCCCGGGACAGCCAUUCCUGCCCACGCACGCGCAGCCCAGCCUGCAGGGUCCCCUGCACCCGCCCCUGCCACCUCCACACCAGCCACAGCCCCCGCCACAGCCGCCGCCGCCGCCGCCGCAUCAGCCCCCGUUGCAGCCGCCACCACAGCACCAGCCGCCGCCGCAGCCGCCGCCGCCACACCAGCACCAGCACCACCACCACCUGUCGGUGCCCCCGCCGCCGCUGAUGCCCAUGUCCCAGCCCCCGUUCAGGCCUCACAUGCAGACGGCCCAGCCCCAGCCUAACAGCAGUCGGAUGCAGUGCCCCCAGCGCCAGGGGCUCAGGCAUAGCACAGCCUCUCAGAGUGUCACCAAACGGCCAAUGCAGCAGAUGCAGCCAGCUGCUCCAAGAAACAGUAAUCUGCGUGAAUUGCCAAUAGCGCCGUCACAUGUCAUGGACAUGAGUAACAGUCGUUGCUCCUCCACACCUGCGGCUCAAGUAAAACCCAUGAUGAGCAGCACGUCCCCACCCGCCAGGCCUGGGGUGGGGUCCAGGCACUUGCAGGGCAAGGCUGAAGUGAAAGUCAAGCCAGUUAGCCCUGUGAUUCAGCCUGAAGAAGCAGCCAAGUCAGAACCAGAGUUUCCUGAUGAAGAUGAGGAAACGAGGUUGUAUCGCCUGAAGAUAGAAGAACAGAAGCGCCUCAGAGAAGAAAUCCUGAAGCAGAAGGAGCUCCGGCGGCAGCAGCAGGCUGGUGCUCGAAAGAAGGAGCUGCUGGAGAGGCUGGCUCAGCAGCAGCUCUGUGCCCCCACAGUGCCGGCUGAGCAGGAAGAGCUGGCGGCGCCCCUGGCACCCACCAAUGGUAAUCCACUGUUACCCUUCCCAGGAGCACAGAUCAGACAGAAUGUGAAAAACAGACUUCUUGUGAAGAACCAGGAUGUCACUGUUUCAGCCCUUCAGCCCAAAACGUCCAAUUUUGUGCCGUCUGGUGCUAACAUGCAGUAUCAAGGACAACAGAUGAAACCACUGAAACACUUGAGACAGGCCAGACCCGUACCUCACAGUCCUGCUCAGCACAAAGUCCUGCAGGUAAAGCCUGCAGAUGGAGAGGGGCUGCCACCCUCUGCGCUGACCACUCGAGUGGCGUCCCUCCAAGGCCGGCCCCCGGAUGCCAAGCCCGGCACGAAAAGGACUGUCAUGCACCGGGCAAACAGUGGUGGUGGAGACGUGCCACACGUCAGCUCCAAGGUCAGGGUGAUUAAGUUGUCAGGCGGGGGAGGAGAGAGUGAUGGCUUUUCCCACUCGGAGGGCCAACCGCAGCGGCUCCCGCAGCCCCUGGAAGUAAGACAGCAGCCUGCCCGCAAGGUGACGCUGACCAAGGGGGCCCUUCAGCAGCCCCAGCACCCUCCCAUGGGGACCCACGUGCACCCAGCUGGCCCUCCAGGCAUCAAGAACAUCCAGGGAAUUCAUCCGGCCAAGAAGGUGGUCGUGCAUGGGAGAGGCCGAGGAAUGGCAGGGGCCAUGGGCCGCGGGCGCCCGAUGCCGAACAAGCAGAACCUGCGGGUGGUGGAGUGCAAGCCGCAGCCCUGCGUGGUGUCUGUGGAAGGGCUGUCUUCGUCCACCACCGACGCGCAGCUCAAGAGCCUGCUGGUGUCCGUGGGGCCCAUCCAGAGUUUACAGAUGCUUCCCCAGCAACGGAAAGCCAUCGCUAAGUUCAAGGAGCCAGCCCAUGCCUUAGCAUUUCAGCAGAAGUUCCACAGGCACAUGAUAGAUUUGUCCCACAUAAACGUGGCCCUGAUAGUUGAGUGAUUUCUCACAGGAGAGGCUGACCUUUCACUGUCACAUGCUGUGGGAGUUCUGCAGGGAAGCUGCCGGCACAGAAUCCCCACGAGCUGGGGUCUCCAUCCACAGUCUUGUGUAACUAUUGUCCAGACAGCCACAUGACCCGGCCUUGAUUCCAGAAGAGCUGAACUUACGGGACAUGGCAGACUGCAGUUUGGUGUUAGAUUGCUUCAAAUUCUGUUGUCACCACGAAGGACUACAUUUUUGUUUCCUUUUUGUUUUCAAAGUGCUUACAAUGCAUGUGGACGUUGUUCUUCAUGAUCUUACCGUAUGAUCGAUCACAGUGACUUAGAUUCAGGAAAGAAUAUUAGCGUCACAAUUCUAAGUAUUUUGCACAGCAAAGAAUAUUUGAUAAUGGUUGCACUUAUCUUCAGUGCAGGCUAGACAAGUUUUCCCAACCAAGCUUAACUUUCAUUGUCUUCUCAGAAAGCCCUCAAAGGCUCUUGUAAAAACGUAGAUGAAAAUUGGGUGAUUCUGAUUUGACAGGUGCAUAUCCUGGAAAGCAGGGUGUCAGGGUGGUUGGGAGUGGUGCCAGGUGUGUGGCAGGUGAUUCUGCUUCUUAGAAAUAUUCCUAAAGCACCAACCCAUGUAUUCCUAGUUCCACAGGGAAGUAGCCACCCCUCGUUACGCUCUUGCCAAAUAAGAGAAAACGCUGGUAGGUCCUCCUGAGCUUCCCUGGGCUUGGAGAAGGUGUCAGUGUGUUCGCCCUCAUGGCGCCCCUGCUUCUGCGGGUCGCACAGCCGCACAAGGCAGAGGAACAGCCUGGAGCUUGAGUGGAUCUGUUUGGUUUUUCCUCUUUUUAAAGUAACCCAAAGUGGCACAUUUAUGUUACGGGCUCUGCGAUGUAUAAUAUUCUUUGGGAACCUGGUUAUCAUUGCUUUGAUUAAUUUUUUUAAGGCCUUUUGAGCAGGGGCUGUACUGUCCUUGAGUGGACCUAAUAUCAAGGUGACAUUUACGUGGGCAUGUCCCUCCUUGGGGUAUGUAGUGUGAGGGACGGCUGUCUUACAGAGCAGCAGGGCCCACAGUGAACUGUGUCUGUGUCACCCUGAACCUACUAGAGUGAUCUUGGGCAGGCUCCUGUAGGUGAGAGACUGAUUUCCCACAAAGCAAUCUUUAGUAAAAUUCAUUCUGGGCAAACACUGAAAAAAGUGCCUUACUGUAUUUCUGCUCAUGAAAGAGUUUCACUAUUUUGGAUUUCUCCUAAUGUAGUUGUGAAUUAUUUGAGCAAAUGAUACUAGGGCAUACUCAGACUUUUGUGCUAUAUUUUAUACCUAAGAUUUUACAUCCAGUUCGUUAAUAGAAAUAAGGGAAAUAGAAGCCUGUUAACUAUUUGUGCCUCUGGUCAGCCCAGCAAGGAGCAGCCGCGGACACGAAAGCCCGACAGCACAGCGGCCUUGUGCUCCUCUGCCUCCUGGGGGGCCCAAGGCAUGGGCCGCGGGAGCUCCUAGCAUCUUGUUCUCGCAGUUGAAAUUUUAUAUUACUCACCAGAAGGGGAGGAGCCCAUUCCAGACUCUGCGAGACUUUCUGUAGUGUUGCUUCUGAAGUGGCACUUCUGAAGUGGCACUGUGCGCUGAGGGCAAGUGUGGGAGAGCAAGGGGCUCCUAGAGGUGGCUGUCCGCCAGCCGGUUCCAGGCCCAGGAAACCACAGGCACUCGUAGAUACACCAGAACACCCCCCAGCUGAGGGGCCCGGCCACCCUUGUUCCAGAAAGUGCCUUCCUAGCCCUGCAGGAGGCUUCUGUGUGCCAGCCGUGCCCUGAGACGCUCCCUGGGUCGUCCUGGGGUCAGUGCUGUGUGCCGUCAGCUGCGGGACACAGGUGUCUCUGCCCCCUUGGCAUAUGUAGGUGCAGAUGGGGAUGUAUGCAGAGUCAUUUCUUCGGGUCUCUCCACAGAGAGCUGCAUUGAAAUGAUGAGUUUCGUAGUCCAUAGGCUGUAAGAGACCCAGACCACUUCUGCGCUGGUUAGAGGGAAGGCUAACAACUGAUGGACUGAUCUUAUUACCAAGAACUUACUGACACAAUAAGUGAAUUUAACAAAUUUUUACCACUCUCUGAAAUAGUCUGAGUGUGCUGUGGCUUUGAAACUAAGAAUCUGCAUGUUGUCUCUGGAAAGUAGGCUUUUAAGUGUACUUUUUUCUAGUUAGUGAUGAUGAACUAACCCUGUUUGGGCACCAUUGUUCAAGGCGGACCUCAUGGCUACUUAAGGUCUAUUUUUGGCAUGGUCUGAGCGUGACAUGGGUGCCCCGGGAUGGGACAUGUGUGUCUGUAAUUGUCUGCACACACACCUAAGGAAACUUCCUUUGAUACGAUGUUUUUGAAAGACCAGUAGCAAAGCUGAACUGGGUCUUCACUAAAAGCACUGGUUAGAAUGGCUCAGUGCAACUGGCCUCUGUCAGCGCGCACAGCCAGUGGGUGUGGACUUCAGUAGCGCCAGCCCAGUCCAGUAGCAAAGGCUAUUAGUCUCCUGGAUACUGUGGAAAAGCAGGGAAGCAGAACUAGAAGGCAGUGUUGUUUGCAUUUUUGGGGCACUUCUCACAGUGAAAUCAGACACCAUAAGCGAGCCCUCUUGGAAGAUCUGUUGCAACCAUUAUCUUUGUUCUUUACUUACCAUGCAUUUAAAAUGAGAUGCAAAAGCAUUUAACAUACUGUGUAAAUAUGGAUCUUUUAAAAUUAAAACCUUAUUGGAAAUAUUUUCAAUUCAGCAACAUCUGAGUAGCUCUAUGUUAGUUCUUUUCGUGUUGUCUUACCAGAGUUUAAUGGAUAUAGUUCCGUAAGUGUUGAUGUUUUGUGUCUAUGUUCGACUUUUAUAAAGAUGGUAGUAAGUCAAUACAUUCACCCUGACCUGUGUAUCAUUUGUUCACAAAGUCAAGAAGCUUAAAGCCAGUAAAUACCAAUAUAUCUCAUAAGGUGAAUAUAUGGGGUGACUGGCACCAAGGCACUUUUCUUCUGGCAUUACCUUGUUUUGAUCAUGUGAUGUAUUAAGUCCGCCCAGCUGCUGUCUGAGCGUAACCUUUGCAUUACCAUUGGUCUGGCCACGUUUGUUGAAUCCUCAUACUGGUAGUCCUCUAAAGGAAAAAUCUCAUCUCUUUUUUCCUAAAAGAAACGGAAGGUUCUGCCCUUCUGGACAAGACACCUUUGUAGGCACCCCAGGGGAGUGGAAGAGAAGGGGCCUCAUAACUCUUUGAUUUGGGUUUUUUGAUUUGGUCUUUCUCAUGGUUUGUCAAGGUCCCGGAAAAACAACUGUCUACCCUUGGUUCUCUAGCAUUUCUGGUCUGUGACAGAGCGUAGAUCUUUUCUCCAAGCUUUGUUGCUAGAAGGAGGCUGGAGAGGUGUCCGGGGUGAAGGGGAAGGAGGAGAGGUGGGGGCGGGGGUGGGGGUAGAGGCCUGUGUUAAUAAGGGGUUUUGUUCUUACACCCUGACUCUAAGGGGAGUCAGUGCCAGCCGGAGCCCCACGGUGGCCUCGGUGGACGAUGGCUCUCCCUGCAGGGAAGGGUGCCUCUACCUCGGCCCCAGGGGCCGGCAAGCAGAGGCCUGGCGGGUCAAGCUUGGGGCUGGUAAGACCUGAGGUCCAGCCCUGCUUCAAGGGUUGAUUUUGAGAACCUAUCACUUCCUUUCUUUUUCCUUUUUUGUUUUUAUUUUUGACUUGUGGUUUUUGUUUUGUUCCGUUUAUUUUGUGUUUUAUUUUUUUUGUUAUUUAAUUGAAGGUAAGCGCCACUGCUGGUAGCCUUUGGGCUGACAGGGACCCUGUUUGAGGACAGUGGGGAUUCGGCAGGUGCUGCGUGCAGCAUGCCUAGAGUUGCCCCCUCAGUGUCCUGCAGAGAUCCCCUGCCGGCUGUUGGGAAGCGCAUCCCCAGUGAGUGCCCGCUGCCCCCGGGCACAUGGCUUCCAGCUCAGUCCCUGUCACUGUACCCUUGUUGGGGUCAUUUUUAAUUCUCCCUUCCUUCCUGCUUGUAGGUCUCCUUUCUGGCCUCACAGACUCACUGAUAGACCUACUUCACUUUUCUUUAGUCAGGGAGAGCCCCCCACCCCACCCCACCCACCCCCUGGGGGGUAGUUUGGAGUGGGAGUUGUUAGGGGAGAAAAACCAGAAAGUUUUUGUUGAGUCUUUACAGAUUAAGUGACAGUUUUCUUAAAGAGAAUCCCCUGAUGGGGGUAGGGGGGUGGAUGAUAAGAGAUGGGACCGGGAGGGGCCCCCACCCCCCGCCAGUGAGGAAAGCCACCAGAGUACAUUAGUUGGCGGCAAGUUUAGAUAUUUUAUUGUGUUCGGUGAGCAUUUCAGUUAUCCUUUUCAACUAUUUUUAAAGCUUGUGAAUAAGUGUAAUUUUGGACAUUGGUAAAUAUGAAGUCUUCCAAGGCAUUUAAGCCUUGAUUUACUAUUAAAUCCUAAGGAUUUUGUGUAAGGUUUUUUUGCAACCUAUUUAAUUUUCAUCAUUUUAAAGUACCCGUGGUUUUGUGCCCUAGAACCAGAGCAGAGCCCACUGAUUCAUAUUGGAUCCCAUGUAUACCUCCUGCUGGUAGCUAUGGUUGGGAAGGAUCAUUGGUUUACAGACUGUAACCUGCCUCUUCUAGAGAAUGUUUAAAAAAAUCUUUUCUGUGCCAUGUUUUGAUAGAAAAUCUUAGUUUUAAUUAAGAAGAGCAGGUAGAACAGGUAUUUUUCAUGAGAAAUUACUUUUUCCUUUUCCUUUUAACCAAUGAAAAUGUAAAAAGGUCUGGAUGUUGGUGUUUGGUAUAUUUAACUCAUUUUGAAAGGUAUGUAGAAAAAUAUAGGCCCUUUAAAACAAAAGCAUUUAACAUUUUACUCUGCUGCACAGAGUGGACAGACAGGUACUAUUUUAAUGCAGCCUGUGUUUCUUAGUAAUUUAAUAUACUCUAGAAAGUAGAUGUCAAGACAUCGUUUUAGAAUGAUUUUCUUUUAAACCGCUUUUCAUUUUUAGGGCCCACACAGAGAGGAAGGACUGUUCCCAUUUGUGUGCACGGUAGUAUUGUCUUAGAAUAUGUAAUUUGGGUUUUCAAAACCACACACACAGCACCCACUUCACACUCGACAGAAGAGAUGAUGACUUGUCUUCAUACUUCAGCUUUGCUUUUCACAGGCAUGGGAUCCAGAGUGGUUUUCCCGUGGGAGGAUUUUAACUCCAGUCUUUAAUUCCAUCGUUUAACUUUCAGGUUCAGCGAUAUCAAAGCCUGAGAUCUAAUUUUUUUUUCUUCCAUUUCUGAGCUGGUUCUCUUGGUUGGGUGUCCAUUCUCGUCUGGCCCCUGCCGCCUGGUGGCCAGACCUCCUCUGCUCCACUGUCCUUCCCAUUCUCUCUUGCUUGCCUCGCCAAAACCCAUCCGCCGUCCGCCGUGAGAGCCCUUUCCAGGCUGCCGCCCUCUCUUCUUCUGCUUGCCUGUCUCUGGAUGUCUGCCCCUCCCACCACCCGCUCUUAGUGACAGUCGGCACCGAAUUCUUGCCCCUCCACCCAUUUUAACAUUCAGAGCCCCCCUGGGGGUUCUAAGUGCUGGGAGUACUUUUGCCAUGUGUUACAACCCAUCACAUCUAAACCUUUGCUUCAACAGGUUUUUACUCUUGGUUUAUUCCUCCAGGUCUUGGUUGGAGAGCAUAACAUUUGACUUGUGUUAUUUUGCAGUUUGACAGGAGUGUGUGGCGCUCCAGAGAUGCUACCAGCACCCUGCAGCCUGAGGGUCGCAGCGUGAUUGAUUAAUCACCCUUCUCUACUCUUGCAGGACCUCUUUUGCAUGAGUUCAGUGUUAGUAGUAGCGCUGUUGUUCCGCUCGGAAGUGACGGCCUGUUGACCCUUUGUCACUGCUCUCGCUGACGGUGAUCCUUCCUAACCUUAUGCGAAUGCGCUGUACACGCUGGUCCAGGCCAGCCUCGAUGUGGAGUCUGAAGCUGUGUGUAUUGGCAGUGCGUUCAGAGUCCAGAACUUGAGAGAUGCUCAAUUGCUUUCCUCUGGGUUGACCUGCUUCGUGCUUUCUGCCAAACACACUGCACUGAAAUUUGUUGGAAAAUGAUGUUGCCUUGAUUUUUACCCCGUUUUUCCCUUUGCAAUAAUCGCUGUGACAGCUUUGUCAGGAAUGUAUGUGAAGAACAGUAAUGACUUAGUUGGAAAAGAAUGUAUUGUUGUGUAUCAUUUGUGUGAUUUCAUGCUGACGGAUGUAUCUUAACUGUAUUGUAAUUGGAAAGAUGUGUGAAUAAAAUACCAUGUGGCUUCCGCUCUU
This is a messenger RNA of Manis javanica (Malayan pangolin), 9517 nucleotides long. NCBI's taxonomy places the organism in Eukaryota, Metazoa, Chordata, Mammalia, Pholidota, Manidae. The record is from RefSeq and is a predicted model, not a curated record.